Messenger RNA from Porites evermanni, 7108 nucleotides. Lineage: Eukaryota; Metazoa; Cnidaria; Anthozoa; Scleractinia; Poritidae. The record is from the annotation of a GenBank genome assembly.
AUGAGGUGCACAAGUCAGUGGAGAGAAACCUUCGGAGCAAACGCCAAUAGAAAUUUUGUCUUAGUAGUUGCUAUCGUGUUUUUCUACACCUCCUUUGUCUUGUUGGCGAUACUUUACUCCGUCAUCCUGAUCAAGCUUAAAAGGCAAGCCCAUCCAGGUGAGGCAUCAGCCAACGCUGAGGAACAGCGGACAAGAAGAAUCAGAAACGUACUGAAGAUGGCUAUUGCUAUUAAUGUAGUGUUUUUCAUUUGCUGGAUACCAUUGUCCAGUAAGGGGAUGAUAAUCAUUUUUAGUGCACCAGAAAGUUCCAUUUGGUCUUCUUGUAGUUUUUAUCUGUACGAUCGUAUCACCUUGUCUAUGGCUUUGGUAAACUGUGCUAUCAACCCGAUUAUCUGCCUUAUUGUUUGUAAUAGCUAUCGCCAAGCUUUAAAGAGACUUGCGAAUCGCAGUAAUAAAGUGCAAAAUAAAUUUUUUUAAGACUAGCUAGAAGCCUGUUCUGAAGCGAUUCCAGAGAGAAAAAAAAAACGACAAUAUUUCGCAAUUAUUCCUCGAGCCCGGAUGCCUCGAGCCCGAAUUGACUCAGAGGCCAUGAGGGCGAGAGGAAUAAUUGUUUUAGUAAAAUCCAACUGGUUGGUCAAAAAUAUCGAGAAUAAAAAACUUUUAGCUAGUUUAAGUUAGAUUUUAAUCCUUUUUUGCCACAAAAAAACCGGCGCUUUUCGCUACUAUAAGCUAUAACAUACAGCCUAGUAUUAGCUCAACCAAUAAGAACGAAGCAUUGAUAGUAGACCACUAGUUGGAUUUUACCAAUAAAUAUAUAGAUUUAGCCAGGGCUAAAAGCGAAGCUCUCAUUAAUAAAUUUAUAUUUUAAAUCAAACAAUAAACUUGUAAUCCACAAAUCAGUUAACUUAAGGGCACAUUCAUGUGACUUUUGAGGGAAAGGAUAAGUUAUUUUAGAGUGAAACAUCUUACAUCGAGUUGAUAGCCUAAAUAUAUGUACACCCAAAAAAUAGCAAACAUCUUCUAUCACAUUCAAGAGCCAUAAUCGCUCUUGAUCACAGUAGAUUAGGCCUCGAAAACAAAUUCUUGGAAAACAAAUCAGGCCGCAUUUUUUUGCGUUCGACAGGUUUACUUUACAAAUUCUUGCCAACAAAUCUAAGGGUGUGUAAAGCAACUUUUUAUACUUUUUAUACUUCACAUCUGAGGUGAAACAGUACUUUUUAUCAUACAGACCUCGGAUAGAAUACGGCAUUUCACAAUUUUUUAAUGUUCAGGACGAUCAAUCGUGGGCUUUUAGCGAAACCGUUCAAAAAAUUUCAAAAAUCACUCAUACGGUCAGCCGGUUCUCAUUUUUAGUGCGAGCUGUCAGUGUGGUCGAGUGUUUGAAAGAACUUGAAUGGAGAUACGCUUCAACAUAAUAACGAAUUUAUUAUCAUUAUUUUUUGUUAUUUAAUGGUUCCAGUUAUAACGAUGUGUAAUCUUAUAAAGCGUUUGAUACGCGCGACAUUUUUGAGUACUCCUGCAAGCGAUGUUCAUGAACGAUGAAAACAAACACCACAGACAAGCGAUUAAAAUUGCAAGAGAGACUACUAACAAUCAAUAAGAGAAAUAUAAUUCGGUAAAACAUUUACCAAGACAACAAUUUUCAUCCACGAAGACAAGUAUUUUAGAGACACUUUAAAAAGUGUCUCUAAAAAUCCUGAGUGUUUAAGCUUAAAGCUUAAGCUUAAGUUUAUUUUGUUUUACUUUCAGCCGGCCUCCCGGUGUUUGUUUUUUUUUCAAAGAUGAACUCCUCGAAACAAGAAAAUCACUCAAAGUUUUCUUUCUACAGCAAAUUUAUAACUGAAUAUUCUACGGAACGUUUUUUUUUCUAUUUGCCGUGAGAAAAUAUAUCUGAAGGCCAUUUAAAGUUCUGUAAGCUUAUAUCAAACCUGAUACUAGAUCAGAUCAUUGACUCAAAUCUCAACAAACGUGCGAAAACUUGCCGCAUAAACUGUGCUCGACUUCAUGAAAUUAGAUAUAACAAAGACAAAUAUCAAAUACAAUAAUUAUUCAGGCUUACCAUUCGAGAUUCAGUUCCUGAAAGAUAUCAAGGAAGGCCAUAGUUGCUUGAGACUUUUAAACCCUCUUACGCAUUGAGCAAGGUGAAAGACGAAAACGAUGCCAUCCGAAAUCAGAUUACCCAAUUUUGACAAGCGACGCAUUUCUCAACCAAAAACCCAAUAAACAAACCAGCCAUGGAUAACAGAAGACCCUUGAUAGCAGCUGUAUUUCAUUUUGUACAUCAAGUAGGAAAAGAUUUAGACAGUUAAAAACAUCACAAGUUGACACCAAACUCUGUUACUUUUUGCUGUCAAAGUAAACAACUUUCAAGAUGCUGCAUAAAUUUUCCGCAUGAACUCACCUGUCACAUUUUGACCAAUCAGAGUACAAAAAUUGGACGUAGAGCGUGACCAACGCGUGACCAUGGUAAGAAAAGGUCUUCCCCGCCUUUAUUUUUAAAAAAGUGGCUGAAUUUUCGCGUCCGGGGUCAGUUUGAAAUCAAAAUCUUGACAGUGCGGGGCCAUAGCACAACAUAUUUCAUAUGAAUCAUUGGAAAAAAAAGACUUGAGCCUGCGAUCAUUUCAAACUGGUAAUUUGUCAGCGGAUAACUUCAAAAAAGUACUCGACCUCGAUGGGUCGACACUUGAGCCCGCGGUACAAUCAGGUGAUACUGGUCAGUGGAUAUCCUGUUUUGACAGCUGUCAAUUGAUCACAAUAUUGAUGUGCAAUUAGUUUUCUCUUGGGCUCCCAAACUAGCUAGAAAGUGUGAGAGUAAAAAUUGGUUUCCCUGUGGUGCGGACGGACGGUCGGGCGUACGGUCACGUGAUUACCAAAUUUUCUCGGAUGGGUAGAUUACCACAUUUCCUUAGCUAUAGGGCUCCGUCCACGCGCGCGCUUCGCGCGCGGGUGGAGCUCCGCUAUUGAUAACUUUACUGUAAAAUGAUAAGGCGAAAAGGCUGUUAUUUUUUAUAUUCGCUAACAAAGCUUCUGGAUGGUUUACCGCACAACCUGGAAAGCAAAUACGAAGAAAGCAGUAAUAUGCAGAUUUAACCAGGGCUAAAAGCGAGGCUCCCAUUAAUAAAUUUAUAAUGUAAAUGACACAAUAAACUUGUAUUCGACAAUAUUCAGUUAACUUUAGAGCACAUUCAUGUGACUUUUGAGGGAAAGGCUAGGUGAUUUUAGAGAAAAAUAAUUUGCAGACAUCUCAAAAGUGAACAAAAUCUUACAUCGAGUUGAUUGCCUCAUAUGUACACCCAAAAACUGGCAAUCAUCUUCGACAUCAUAUUUUAAAGCCAUAAUGACCCUUGAUCACCGUAGAUUAAUUAGGCCUGGAAAAAAAUCAGGCCGGGCUUUUUGCGUUCGACAAGUUUACUUUACAAAAUGUUGCCAAAAAAUCUGGGUACGUGUUAACCAACCUUUUAUUCCAGUCCAUUCAUACAUGACCUCUGAGGUGAAACAGUACUGUGAGGCACUGUUUUUAUCAUACAGACCUCGGACAGAAUGCAGUAUUUCACAAUUUUGCAAUACAAAUUGCACUCAUUUAAUAUUCAGGACCAUCGAAGCAUGCGUGGCCAUGGGCUUUUAGCUAAACCGUUAAAAAAAUUUCCAAAAUCACAAAUACGGCCAGACGGUUCUUUUGCAGUGCGAGAUGUGGUCGAGUGUUUGAAUGAACAUUAACAGAGUUACGCUCCAACAUAAUAAAGAAUUUAUUAUGUGUUAUUUUUUGUUUAAUGGUUUUAUUGAUGUGAAAUCUUCAAAAGCGUUUGAUAGGCGCGGCAUUUUGAGUACUCUUGCAAGCGAUGUUCACUGAACGACUGAAAACAAACGGCACAGCGAUUAAAAGUUACAAAAGAGACUACUAACAAUCAACAAAAGAAAUAUAAUUCGGUGAAACAUAUACAGAGACAACAAUUUUCAUUCACGAAGACAAGUAUUAAAGUGUCUCUAAAAAUCCUGAGUCUUCAAGCCUAGUAUUUUUAAGCUUAAGUUUAUGUUUUAAGCGGGUUUUCCUGAUGUUAAUGCUUUUUUUCAAAGAUGAACUCGGGGGCAAGAAAAUCGCUUAAGGCUUUCUUUUACAACCAAGAUUAUAACUAACUAUGCUUUGGAACGUUUUCUUUUUAUUUGCGGUGAGAAAAUGUCUAAAGGCUUUUUAAAGUUCUGUAAGCUUAUAUGAAACCUGAUACUCGGUCAGAUCAUUGUCUAAAAAAAAAAACAAAAUAAAAGUGGGUAAACUAAAUAGCCGCAUAAACUACGCUCGACUUCAUUAAAUUAGAUACAAAAACAAACAUCAAAUACAAUAAUUACUCAGGAUUACCAUUCGAGAUGCAGCUCCUGUCCUCCUGAAAGAUAUCAAGUAAAGCCAGUAUCGCUUCAGACUUUUCAACCCUCUUACGCAUCAAGCAAGGUAAAAAACGAAAACAGUGCCAUCCGAAAUUUGACAAAUGACGUAUUACUCAACCAAAAACCCAAUGAACAAACUAGCCAUGAACGGAAAGUUUGCUGCGUGAGGGUUGCUCUAGUCGCAGAUGGAAAUGCAAAGUUGUAUCGUUAUAUCAAGUUAAGCACUAGUUAACAGAGAAUUGACUUUACACCGUCUGCGCCAAUAUCAAAUAGAGGCUAAAAGUCAGUGAAAGUUAUCUUAGGGAGAAAGUGAACGUUAGCUCGGGGAAAAAUAUUUUUUUUUUCAGAUGUUUUUAGUAAUUUAACUACGAACCGGUGUGCGCCAUCAAUGUUAAUGUUCACGCAGAUCAUAACUAUGCGUGGCGUUUUUCUAGAAAUGAGUACGUAAUAUUCAUCAAUAGACCCCUUGGCGUUGAGACAAAUGCAAAAUUUCUCAUAGAGACAUGUAGCACUAGUGUGAAGGUCUCUAAUGUCUCUUUCUGUUUACUCAUAUUUCAUUCGGAAAGAAUCGAUCAUUGGAUAGGGAAUUAUUUUAUGGUCAACGAGGCACGUAUAGGCAAGUAUCCAACGCGAGCUCUCGCGGAAUAAUUGCUGAUUAUUGUGUAUUAAAUUCAAUGCAACAUCAAAAGGAUAUAUAAUGAUAGCAUCAUUAUUGCCACUUCUUUCUGGUCAAGAAUAAUAUUUGCAUUUUCUUUAUUUUAGGUACCAUCUGAGAGAACUUGAAGGGGCCACGUCAUGAGGAUAUUGCUGUUCUAGGUCAAUUUCUGUGCUUAACUAUAAGAAAAUAUCGUAACAUAAACGCUGGCUUUAAAACCAAUACUCGGGGGCCAGACUAGGGGAGCUGAUUCAAGCUAACUAAAGAUGUUUAAUUAAACCAUGUUUUAAAAAAUUAAAACGGACACGACUGAAAAACAGGAACACAUGUCUUUUUUUUUUACACGGGAUGCGGUCAGUAGUAAAAUUCAACGCGUUUUGUAAUUUGCAAUAACGUUUCCAUCAACAUAAGGUGUUUUAUGAAGGAAAAAAUCUUUAUACCGUGUUUGACUAAACAGCUUUAAUUUUAAACAUAGACCGAUCAAUAUGAAAAACUUUGAAAAUAAAAUCGAGGAAACAAAGCAAUCAAUUGUUUCUAAAACUUAGCUUUAUCUGGUAAGCUAUCUUUCCCUUAACUUUUUUUUUUAAUGAAAAAACAAAGGUUGGUUUUCAGUUGAGGUCUUAAUAAAAGGAUUUUUCUUUUUAAUUUGGUGGAUCUUACUUUAAGCAAACGUCUUUUUCAAAUGCAUAGGAUAGGAUGUAAAUAGCGCGUUUUCAAACGGGAAGACGAAGUUGCAUCCUUACAGAAAGUUGGCAGUUAAUACAAAUUUGACUUUACACCAUUUGCUUCAUUAACAAAUAGAGGCGAAAGUUAAAUGUUUAUUUAACAAUUAGUUCGUGCGUCAGCGUGCGUAUGUCAAGAUAUCACUGAGGCAUACGGGAAGUUUGGGGCGUGAGAGUUGCUCUAGUCGCAAAUGGAAAGGCAAAGCUGUAUCGUUAUAUCAAGUUAUACGAACUAGUUACAGAAUUGACGAAUUACACCGUCUAGCACUGAUAGACCAGAGGCACUGGACAGAUACAUCAAUAUCAAAUAGAGGCAAAAUUCAGUGAAAGUUAGCUUAGGGAGAAAGUGGAACUUAGCUCAGCUCAGGGAAUAAACAAAUUUUCAGACGUUUUUAGUAAAUUUACUACGAACAGGUGUGCCACCAUAAAUGUUAAUGGUCACGCCGAUCAUAACUAUAUAUUAGUAACCUUUUCUUGAAAUGAAUAUUCAUCAAUAGGUCCGUUAAUGUGCCGUUGACGCAAAUGCAAACGUUUUGAUAUUGAUAUGUGGCACUAAUGUGGAAGUCUCUAAUGUCUCAUUCGGUUUAUUCAUAUUCUCAUAUUUUAUUCGAAAAGAAUCGGUCAUUGAUAUUUUAUGGGUGUUUUUAAUAAAACAAUCAUUCCACUCCCGCGUCCUGGAUAUGGGAUAUUUUGUAUUGGCCAACGAGACAUCACUACAGGCAAGUAUCCAACGCGCGCUCUCGUGGAAUAAUUGUUGACUAUUGAGUAUUCAAUUCAAUGCAACAUAAAAUGGAUCUGUAAUGAUAGCAUGAUUAUUGCCACUUCCUUUUGGUCAGGAAUAAUAUUUGCAUUUUCCUUAUUUUAGGUACCAUCUGAGAGAGCUUGAAGGGGCUACGUCAUGAGGAUAUUGCUGUUCUAGGUCAAUUUCUGUGCUUAACUAUAAGAAAAUAUCAUGACAUAAAUCCCGGCUUUAAAACCAAUCCUGAGGGGCCAGGCUAGGGGAGCCCUCAGGCAGAACAAUCGUGAAGCGAAGUAGUUGAAAAUGAAUAAAACGAGACCGAGAAUGUUUACCAUUGUAUAAAAACCAUGUUGCUGUUCACAAGGAAAUGGGCAGCCUCUAUCAACGCCUAUUGGAAGAAUUUAUUCAACAUUCUGAUAUGGAUCUAGCUAUUGAAUUUAGAUUGACAGUUAGAUUAAACUAUUAUAGCUUUACUUACAUAAUAAUUGGCAGAAUAUAAAGGACAAAGAACCGCCAGAAAGUGUUUUCAGGCGAAAAGACCUGCCGAAGAACCAGUAAGCAUAAACACAACAGCAAAUGGAUUCGAGCUGCUCCAGGCUGAUAAAUCCAGAG